Molecule: messenger RNA, 5734 nt
Organism: Toxotes jaculatrix (banded archerfish)
Lineage: Eukaryota; Metazoa; Chordata; Actinopteri; Toxotidae
Product: calcium-activated potassium channel subunit alpha-1-like
Exons: 31
Coding region: 1-3630 (1209 amino acids)
Biological process (GO): transmembrane transport; potassium ion transport
Cellular component (GO): postsynaptic membrane
Molecular function (GO): large conductance calcium-activated potassium channel activity
Source: RefSeq, a predicted model, not a curated record
AUGCCGAAAAACAGGGAGAAAUUCAACCCGGACCCGUCCAUCCACAUAUCCAAGAUGAAUGUGAUCAUCCCGUUUUCACCAGAUGUGCCCUGUGACAGUAACGGUCAGCGGAUGUGGUGGGCUUUCCUCGCCUCCUCAAUGGUCACUUUCUUUGGGGGUCUCUUCAUAAUCCUCCUGUGGAGAACUCUCAAAUACCUGUGGACUGUGUGCUGCCACUGUAACGCCAAAAAGAAGGAGGUCCAUCGGAUCACCACAGGCGAUGGCAUCAAACGUGCCGACAAGGACGACGCGGCGGCCAGCGAGGUGGGCUGGAUGACCUCGGUCAAAGACUGGGCCGGAGUCAUGAUAUCCGCUCAGACACUGACAGGAAGAGUACUGGUGGUUCUUGUAUUUGCUCUCAGCAUUGGAGCCCUUGUAAUAUACUUCAUAGAUUCCUCUGAUCCUAUCGAGUCCUGUCAGAACUUCUACAAAGACUUCACGUUGCAGAUUGACAUGGCAUUCAACGUGUUUUUCCUGCUCUACUUCGGCCUCCGUUUUAUUGCUGCCAAUGACAAGCUGUGGUUUUGGCUGGAGGUGAACUCAGUGGUGGACUUCUUCACGGUUCCUCCCGUGUUUGUGUCGGUGUACCUGAACAGGAGCUGGCUCGGCUUGAGGUUUUUAAGGGCCUUAAGGUUGAUACAGUUCUCAGAAAUUUUACAGUUUUUGAAUAUACUAAAGACAAGCAACUCUAUAAAGCUGGUGAACCUGUGCUCAAUCUUCAUAAGCACAUGGCUCACUGCAGCAGGCUUCAUUCAUUUGGUGGAAAACUCAGGGGAUCCUUGGGAAAACUUCCAAAAUUCCCAGGCACUUUCCUACUGGGAAUGUGUCUACUUACUCAUGGUUACUAUGUCCACGGUUGGCUAUGGAGACGUUUAUGCAAAAACCACUCUGGGCCGCCUGUUUAUGGUCUUCUUCAUCCUUGGUGGUUUGGCCAUGUUUGCGAGCUACGUCCCUGAAAUCAUAGAGUUAAUAGGAAACCGCAAGAAAUAUGGUGGUUCCUAUAGUGCGGUUAAUGGGAGAAAGCACAUCGUGGUCUGUGGUCAUAUAACACUUGAGAGUGUGUCCAACUUUCUAAAAGACUUCCUACACAAGGACAGGGAUGAUGUCAAUGUAGAAAUUGUUUUUCUCCAUAAUAUUUCCCCUAAUCUUGAGCUGGAAGCCUUGUUCAAGCGCCACUUCACCCAGGUGGAGUUUUACCAAGGGUCUGUCCUAAACCCACACGACCUGGCCAGAGUCAAGAUUGAAUCAGCUGAUGCCUGUCUGAUCUUAGCCAACAAAUACUGCGCUGACCCUGACGCUGAGGACGCAUCUAACAUCAUGAGGGUUAUAUCUAUCAAGAACUACCAUCCAAAGAUCAGAAUAAUCACUCAAAUGUUGCAGUACCACAAUAAGGCCCACCUUUUGAACAUCCCAAGCUGGAACUGGAAGGAGGGGGAUGAUGCCAUUUGCCUUGCGGAGCUGAAGCUCGGCUUCAUCGCCCAGAGCUGCCUGGCUCAGGGCCUCUCCACCAUGCUGGCCAACCUUUUCUCCAUGAGGUCCUUCAUCAAGAUUGAGGAGGACACGUGGCAGAAGUAUUACCUAGAGGGAGUAGCUAAUGAGAUGUACACUGAGUACCUGUCCAGUGCCUUUGUGGGCUUGUCCUUUCCUGUAAUUUGCGAACUCUGCUAUGUGAAGCUAAAGCUGCUACUGAUAGCUAUAGAGUACAAGUCUGAUCAAAGGGAAAGCAGCACCCUGAUAAACCCUGGGAACCACGUGAAAAUGCAGGAGGGGACCUUGGGCUUCUUCAUUGCCAGCGAUGCCAAAGAAGUAAAGAGGGCGUUGUUUUACUGUAAAGCCUGCCAUGAUGACAUAACUGAUCCCAAAAGGAUAAAGAAAUGUGGAUGCAAGAAAUCUAAAAAUAGCUAUAAUGGAUAUAUCAAAUCAAUUGAAGAGGACCAGCAGUCGGCAUUAUCGCCCAAAAAAAAGCAACGUAAUGGAGGCAUGAGGAACUCUCCGAACUCCUCACCCAAGAUAAUGAGACAUGACCCACUCCUCAUCCCCGGGAACGAGCAGAUUGAGAGCAUGGACGAGAAUGUAAAGAAAUACGACUCCACGGGGAUGUUUCACUGGUGCCCGUCCAAAGACAUCGAGAAGGUCAUCUUGACUCGCAGUGAGGCGGCCAUGACUGUUCUGAGUGGUCACGUGGUCGUGUGCAUUUUUGGAGAUGUGAAAUCGGCGUUGAUUGGUCUCCGAAACUUUGUCAUGCCCCUAAGAGCAAGCAACUUUCACUACCAUGAGCUGAAGCACAUCGUGUUUGUUGGCUCCCUGGAGUAUCUGAAGCGAGAGUGGGAGACUCUGCACAACUUUCCAAAAGUUUCUAUUCUGCCAGGCACACCGUUGAGUCGGGCAGAUCUGAGGGCUGUCAACAUCAACCUCUGCGACAUGUGUGUCAUUCUGUCAGCCAAUCAGAACAAUAUUGACGAUGCAUCACUGCAGGACAAAGAAUGCAUCUUGGCGUCACUCAACAUCAAAUCCAUGCUUUUUGACGACAGCAUUGGGGUCUUGCAGGCUAAUUCCCAAGGCUUCACACCACCAGGGAUGGAUAGAUCUUCUCCUGAAAACAGCCCAGUCCAUGGAUUAGUUAGGCAGACUUCUGUCACAACUGGAGCAAAUAUUCCCAUCAUAACAGAACUAGCACCAUUAGCAAAGCCAGGCAAAAAACUGCCUGUGAUUUCAUUCAGUCAGGAUAAAAGCAGUGGGACCAGCAUACAAAUGAUAACUGAGCUGGUGAAUGACUCAAAUGUUCAGUUUCUGGACCAAGAUGAUGAUGAUGACCCAGACACGGAGUUAUACCUCACUCAGCCUUUUGCCUGUGGGACAGCCUUCGCAGUCAGUGUGCUGGAUUCCUUAAUGAGUGCUACAUACUUCAAUGAUAAUAUCCUCACCUUGAUCCGGACGCUGGUAACAGGCGGGGCGACCCCGGAGCUGGAGGGGCUUCUGGCAGAGGAGAAUGCAUUACGGGGUGGCUACAGCACACCACAGACCCUGGCGAAUAGGGACAGGUGUCGUGUGGCACAGCUGGCCUUGUACGACGGGCCCUUUGCUGAUCUUGGGGAUGGUGGUUGUUAUGGUGACCUGUUUUGUAAAGCCCUGAAAACAUACAACAUGUUGUGCUUCGGUAUCUAUCGGUUACGAGAUGCACAUAUAACACACACACAAAGCCAAUGUACCAAACGGUAUGUCAUAACCAAUCCACCAUAUGCGUUUGAGCUGGUGCCCUCAGACCUGAUAUUCUGCCUGAUGCAGUUUGACCACAACGCUGGCCAGUCUCGAACGAGCCUCUCCCACUCUUCCCAUUCGUCCCAUUCCUCCAGCAAAAAGAGCUCCUCUGUCCACUCUAUCCCGACCACCAACCGCACCAACCGCACCAAAAGCAGGGACUCACGAGACAAACAAAAAAAAAAGACAUGGUUUACAGAUGAACCAGAGAAUACCCACCUGAGGACCAUACAGAUCAAGCCUGUGAAUACUCUCGCCGUCAACCAAGUCAGUCAAUGUAAAUCCACAAGCAGCUUGAUUCCACCCAUCAGAGAAGCAGAAGACGAGUGCUGAGCUAUGGAUCCACGCUGACACCUGGACGUUUGGACUACCAGAGGACUUGUCAUGUAGGUGUCAGACUGGGAUUCGGGACAUCUUCUCAUCUGCAAACAUAAAUCAUCAGUUGACAUUAGAUGAGAUGAACACAAACUGCUUUCCUCAUCCACUGCUGCAGAAAUCUUAUUGUACAAGCAGUCAUACAUGAAAUAUACAUAAGGACAAUCAUAGUCAAGUAUCGCAGUCACUCAACUAUUAGUUUGCACAGCUAAUCUGUAGUGGUGACCAGACUCCAUGACUUUUUUGUUCCAUUUUGGGGAAUGUGGGUCACUUGAAGGAAACAACCAAUGUAAAAAUGACUACUACUAUUAAAAGAGGGAGAUAUUACUGGAUCCAAUUUUGCAAUUGUAAAAGUUGCCUUUUUAGCUGUCAAUGAACAACUACUACUACUGCAUUUACUUUACCCAGUGUUGCAGAGUUAUUCUGUACAGUAUGUUAAAAUGUGUAUUUUACAUCCAGCUGCGAUCCCACCACAAUGGCAUUGCUAGUGACUGACUCUCAGUGAUUCCUUUGCCAUUUGGAGCUAAUUCACAACAUUUGUGACAGUUACGAUGGCCAGUGUCCAUGUGUAAAUGGCAUUUGGCUCCAGCCUUAUCUCUAUUCAUUUAUAUUUGUCUUAUCUUGCCUUUUUGAGUCAAUUGUUAUAAAUGUUUUCAUGUCACCGUUUGGUUGCAAUGUCCAAAAUCCCCUAAAUCUUACUGAGUAAAGCUUUUAAGAAAAAGAAAGUUGCUACAGGGGUAAAACGUUAGGGACAGUGUUUUUUCUUUUCUUUUUUUAAUGUUAAUAGCCAAAUAUGAUGGAGCUGUUUUGUUGGCAAUAUUAUCAUAUAACCAAAAAUCUUGCACAGUUUCUAAUACAGUGACAGUUAUUCAUUUAUUUAAGACACCAUAGACAGCAAAGUCAAAUACUAUGACAUAGCAUGGCGCCAUAUUAUAAGUCUGUAGGUGAACUGAAUAUGAAAGCCACAUAUCGCAUGAAGUGGGCAUCUUUAAGUCCUCCUUUGGCUGUAAGCACUGCCUGACACAGGAUUGUCUUGGAGGCCAUUAAGCGCUUGUAUGUACUCCAUGACCAAUCUUAAUGCCAUAAUCAGACAUGUUCAUGCUUUAAAAAAAACAGCUCUAUCAUAAAAAGUGCUUUUGGUUAUUUAUAUGUUCUGAAUUUGUUCUGUUGGUAAACCAUCUUGGUGAUCAAUUACAUAUCUGAAAUAUCCAUAAAACAAACAAUUUAUACACGUGAUAAAGCAUCAAUGAUUUGUUUCAGUUAGUGAGCACAUGAGGCCAGAAUACAGAGCUAAGAAUGGUUAUUAAUCUUAUCUGAAUAAUAAAUCAUAGCUAUAUUGGCACUGUUGUCACUUUACUUCAGAAUCAAUGAAGGAGAAGAAAAGUUUAAAAAAAAUAUAUAUUAAUAAAUAUAAUAAUAAAAACACAAGAAAUCCAUAAAAUCCUUAAUCUACUGAGGUUGCGUCACUGUAUAGCUGAGGAUUCAUGUUGGAUGUAAAAAGAGAAAGGUUGUGACAUUUUUACUGGCACAGAGAACAUCCAAGCCAUCCAUCCCCUCAGUGCCAGUAAUGUGCCAGGCAGUGCUGAAGCCAACGGAGGACUCCAGAAGACCCACUGCUGCGAAAAGAGGCUUCUAGUUUAGCUGGAUUUAAGCAAAAUUUAACUUUGCUGUGAGACUGAGAAAUGUACUUUCCUCUUUGUUUUCCAUCUUGCCAGCUUGGAGACCAUUCUUAAAAAAACUAGUCUUUGAAUUUCUUACUAUGAGGCUGUAAUUCCCUGGAGAUUAAACAGAACUGUAGUAAAUAAUUUGAAAAGUCUUAAAACUAUUUUUGAAUGAUCCAUCAUCAAUAGCAGAGCCUGAUAGCAGUUCAUUUUGAUGUACUCCUCAAAGAAAUCUGUAAAGCUUAAUGUAAAAUAUUUCUUUCUAGUGUGUUCUUGUUUGACAGAUAUUCUUGUUUGCCAGUACCUGUUGGGUUGAGAGACAUUCGGCAUUGCAGUCUAGUUUGUAUUAUUUUGUGCAUUUUUUUUUUAGCACACUGACUUGUGGAUACAAUGACAGUGCU